AAGAAAAAGAUAUAACAAAACAUGCUAAAGAUAGAAAACCAGAAAGAAAAAUGUAACAGAUUUUAGAUCCCAUAAUAUACAUAUGGAUUUUCCCGGGAAAAGAAAAAAGAAGAAAAGAAGAGACAUUUGUUAGUAAGUUGGUUAAAGAUUUCAUGCGCGUUUUUUGGAGCACAAAAAUCCGACGGAGUGGCUUGCAUUUAGCUUCCCAUCUCUAUAUUUUCUCAACAGAAUAACAACAGCCUGUCAAUAUCUAAUGCAAGAAAGGCAUAUAAGUCUUUAUUAAGGAGCAAUAUUUUUUGGGUGCAUAUUAUUUUUGCCAUCUUGAGAUUGAUAGACCUUUCGGAAUUUAAUCAUGGCCAUGGCCGACACACAGUCUGGGCCGCUUGAUAGACAUAUCAAAGCAGGUCCAGAGAAAUCUGACACUGAUAACGUUGAGGAUGAGAGGAAGACUAGGCUUGCAGCUUUGAAGAAGAAGGCAAUUAAUGCCUCCAACAAGUUCAGGAACUCCUUGACAAAGAAGGGCCGCAGACACAGCAGAGUGAUGUCUGUUGCAAUUGAGGACGAUAUUAAUGCUGAGGAAUUGCAGGCAGUGGAUGCAUUUCGCCAAGUACUUAUCCUUGAUGAGCUUCUGCCCUCUAAACAUGAUGAUCACCAUUUGAUGCUCAGGUUUUUGAAGGCCAGGAAAUUUGAUGCUGAGAAAGCAAAGCAAAUGUGGUCUGAUAUGCUCCAGUGGAGGAAGGAAUUUGGCACUGACACAAUCAUAGAGGACUUUGAGUUCCAGGAAUUGGAUGAAGUCGUGAAAUACUAUCCACAGGGAUACCAUGGUAUUGAUAAGGAGGGGCGACCUGUAUACAUUGAGAAACUUGGUGAUGUUGAUGCUAACAAGCUGCUGCAAGUCACAACAUUAGAGCGAUAUGUGAAGUACCAUGUUAGGGAGUUUGAGAAAACCUUUGCUUAUAAGUUCCCAGCCUGUUCAGUUGCAGCAAAGAAGCACAUUGACCAGAGCACCACCAUUUUGGAUGUGCAAGGAGUGGGUCUUAAACAAUUCACUAAAACAGCAAGGGAACUCAUUAGUCGUAUUCAAAAGAUUGACGGUGACAAUUACCCCGAGACCCUGAACCGCAUGUUCAUCAUCAAUGGUGGGGCAGGAUUCAGGCUGUUAUGGAACACCGUUAAGCAGUUCCUUGAUCCCAAGACUGCUGCCAAAAUCCAUGUCCUCGGUAGCAAAUACCAGAGCAAGUUGCUUGAAGUAAUUGAUGCUAGUGAGCUGCCAGAGUUUCUGGGUGGUACUUGUAAUUGUGCUGAUAAGGGCGGCUGUAUGCGCUCUGAUAAGGGUCCAUGGCAUGAUCCAGAAAUAAUGAAGGUGGUGCAAAAUGGGGGAGCCACAUGCCGUAGGAGAACUCUGUCAGGAAUUGAGGAGAAGAAAAUUUCUGAAGAUGAGAAGAGAUGUGAUUCUUUCACAGUAGAAGCAACUGUGCAUGUUGAGCAUCCAAAACUCUCUCCAUUCACUGAAGAAUUUCCUAUUGGCAACCAGACCAAUAUCGUCAACAACUUUGACAAACUCAUUCCAAUGGUUGACAAGUCUGUCGAUUCUGCUUGGCACACUCCAAUGGACAAUAAUGGAUUCGACGUCUCCAGAGAUCAGUUCCCACUGCAUGGUGGUUGUAGGGCUGAUUCAAUUAACAAUCCAAUCAUAAGUGGGGUUAUGGCCUUGGUGAUGGGGAUUGUGACCAUGGUUCGCAUGACACGCAACAUGCCACGAAGACUUACUGAAGCUGCUAUCUAUGGUAAUCAGGUUUACUAUGAUGAUGCAAUGGUGAAAGGCCGCGCACUGCCACCAGCUUCCAUCCCCACUGCUGACUACAAGAACAUGAUGAUUCGCAUGGCUGCUAUGGAAGAGAAGCUGAAUGUUCUCGCCACAAAACCUCAAGUCAUGCCACCUGAAAAGGAGGAAUUGCUGAAUGCUGCCAUAAGGCGCGCUGAUGUCCUGGAGCAAGAGCUGGCUGCAACCAAGAAGGCACUGGAUGAUGCAGUUGCUAAACAUCAGGAACUCAUGGAGUACGUUGAAAAGAAGAAGAAGAAGAAGAAGUUUUUCGGAUUUUAACUGGGAAAUCCAUAACCACAGUGCUGCUGCUUUUUCUGCAAUUCUCCACAUAUAGCAUGAUAAAAUUUACUGAUAUUGGUGGCGAUAGAAGUCUUUCUGCCCUGUAAUUAUUAUUAUUAUUAUUAUUAUUAUUCUGAGUGUUUUCUGCUUUGUAUAAUACAUUUUUCUGGGGUUUCUUGUUCAUAAUUGUGCAAGCUGGAGUGAUUAUUAUGGACUUCCCUGUAAUCGAUCGAGUUGUUUCUGUAACCAAAAUCAAAGAUAAAUGGUUAGUCAAAGUUCUAGCGACUUGUCACUGAA
This is a messenger RNA of Ricinus communis (castor bean), 2401 nucleotides long. RefSeq names its product phosphatidylinositol/phosphatidylcholine transfer protein SFH3. The coding region runs from base 353 to 2104 and encodes 583 amino acids. The record is from RefSeq and is a predicted model, not a curated record. NCBI's taxonomy places the organism in Eukaryota, Viridiplantae, Streptophyta, Magnoliopsida, Malpighiales, Euphorbiaceae. The transcript is spliced from 15 exons.